This is a messenger RNA of Felis catus (domestic cat), 6878 nucleotides long. RefSeq names its product piwi like RNA-mediated gene silencing 2 (gene PIWIL2). Gene Ontology annotation, cellular component: P granule. The transcript is spliced from 23 exons. NCBI's taxonomy places the organism in Eukaryota, Metazoa, Chordata, Mammalia, Carnivora, Felidae. Gene Ontology annotation, molecular function: piRNA binding; protein binding. Bases 2277 to 5192 code for a protein of 971 amino acids. The record is from RefSeq and is a predicted model, not a curated record. Gene Ontology annotation, biological process: regulatory ncRNA-mediated gene silencing.
CAUUUUAUUGACCCUAAAUGUGUUUUGUAUGUAUCUAUUUUUCUUGUGAGUUCAUAUUUACUGACACUUUUUAAUGGGACAUUUGAGGCCAGGUUGAAGCUAUAUUUCUCCUGGGAGGAUCUGUAUUUACUUAUACCUGAAACCCAGAGGUACUACAGACAUAGGUCUACUUCCAAGUAAAUCCUCCCUGUAGUUUCUAGGCCCAACAGGCAAUGUAAUUUUCUGCCCUUGACCAUGCUGUGGCUGUGGUGACUAUAUUUUCUGAACAAAAAUACUCUGGAAAUGUGGUCAGAAUGGAAGUAGUUAUGAGGACAAAAGGCCAGAGUGUUUGAAGUCAUGAUUGCCUGGGAAAAUCAGAUUGCAGGUAGUUAUAGGGUCAUCUUCAUCCUGAGCUUUAGAGCCUGGCAGGGCUAAGUAGAUGGAAUUUGGUUUUAUGAAAAUAUCGUUGAUAAUUUAAUUUUAAAUACUUAAGACAGUAUGAUGUAUGCGUGCUAUUUUUAAUUGAUAUCCUACGUAUGGUUAAUUAACAAGUGAAGUACCCUGAUAGGGAGUAUAAACUCCAGGAAAGGUUGAUUAGCUUUUGAAAGAUUCUAAGCAGAUGUCCACACUUUAGAGAGCUUCAACCAUCUUUAUGUCCACUCAACACUGAGACUAUAUGGAUUUUUCUUUGGUGAAAUAAGUAGUAUUCAUAAUGUAUGGAUUGGCUAGAAACACUGUACAGAGGCCACCUACUCUUGCAUGACAAGGAACCCUAAAUAUGCCCUUUGUAAUACAUAUUACCAUUACCCUUAGUAAUGGUGCUCUUGGUUUAGGUUCCCAAACUGACAGCUUCAGAACAUUACCUGAGAAUUGUUGUUGUGAAGAUCUGCUGAAUCCUGCCCCUAAAUAUUGUUUCCUGGGUAUGGAAUAAAUCUUCCAUGCGAAGUUUGAUGAAAGUACCCAGAAGGACAGGGAGUUGGGACUUUACCAAGGUUACAAAACAGUUUUUAUUACUGUUUUUGAGUGCACUUGCUACUAAAUGUUUGCAUGGGCAACAAAAUUCUGCCUACUAUAUAUGUUAUUAGAACAUAACAUUUUAACAUUGCAAGGCAGGAAGGUAGUAGGGUAGAAGAACUUACAACGUUACAACGUUAAACAAAUAAUAUCUACAAACAGUAAAGGGGUAUCUUGCAGAUAGAUCCCUGCUUUGUAAAUCCUCCUGCUCCAAUAAUUUUCAAACUCUAUUCUGAUUUGAGAAAAAGAGGAGAUUCCUUGAAUGUGUGGAUUAAAACAAGGUAUGAAAUAUCUGAGGUUUGGAAAAGCCUUCUCUAGUGCUAUUUCAUGCAGAGUAUUUGCAUGUCUCAGCAGCAUCAGCCAAGGUUUCUUGAAGCUUAAACCCAUCCACCUUGGAAAAGCUGGGUUUAGGUAAGGGUGUAGUUAUUUGCCAAAAUAUUUGGAGUGGGGGAGAAAUCUUUAUUUUUUUGGGUGAAAAUAUUCUGUAAUUGCAAAAUUAACCACCAAUACUUUUAUAUACUUUGGAGAAAGCUUUUCUUGGCUAACAGAUUCAAACAUCCAUACAUAAUAAUAGUAAGCAACAUUUAUUGCAGGCAAUCUUGUGGUAAGUAAUUUAUAUACAUCAUCCCAUUAAUGAUGUAUUUCCAUACAACCCUGUGAAUGGAUGUUUUUAUUCCUAUCUUAUAUAUAAAGAAAGCGAGGCACAGAGAUCACAUAAUCAGGUGACCUUGAGUUUGAAUGUAAACUCAAGUUUACCCUUUAUUCACCACCUAUAUUCCUAUAUCCUCUAACUGAGAAGGAUGGGGCAAGUCACUUACAUUAUGGACAAAUUUUUUUAACGGGAGUUGCCCACAGAACGGAGUCUAGAGCUUAGAAAAAACACACUUAAUUAGAUUUACCCCUAACUUCCGGACCCCCAUUUCUAGCACUUCUUUGGGGAUGAACCUUCUGUAGAACGAAGCUGCUAGAAAGGGAGAGGUUCUUUUCUGAGACGAGCCAAUGAGAUGGCUGCAUCAUAUGAGUGGCACGUCGUUUAGCCAAUGGGUUCAGCCCUUGAGGCCUCGCGAGAAGACCAGAAAUUGGUCUGGAGCAUGUGGGCCUUUCGGCGUGUCGGGGGCGUUGAGCACCGGGUUCUCCUGAAGGCCGGCAGAGCGGGGCGACGGCUGGAGAUUGGUGAGUGGACGGGACGCAGGUUUGGAAGGCCAGGGAGGCGCAGCUGCUCCCGAGGCAGGCCAGGUAAUUUAUCAGAAUAGGAUCGACACCAGUGUCCCUGCAGCCGUUGAAUGGAUCCUGUCCGAACACCCUUCAGGGGCUCUUCUGUGAACCCAUCUCAGUGUGUACGGAUGCCUGGCUCUUGGCCACAAGCUCCUAAACCUUUGGACUCAGCGCUGGGCAGGGCAGGAUCUACAGGCAGAGGCCAUGUAUUUGGGAAGCCAGGGGAACCAAGCCCACGGAGUGGGCCAGCACAAAGGGAAUGUGUGGAUUUGGUCUCCAUGUUCCGAGGACUGGGCCUUAAAACAGUGUCUCGGACCCCUCUGAAACGGGAAAUGCCUCCAUUAGGUAGAGGCAUUUUAGGUCGAGGCUUGUCUACCAGUAUGGUACGCAAGGACAAAGAAGAACCCCAUCCCACUUUUCCGGAUCCUUCAGUGCUGGCAGCUGGGGAUAACAAGAUGGCAGAGGCCUGUGUUGGUUGGAAUAGAAUGCUUGGAAGAGGGAAUUCGGAUAUGUCUUUAUUCCCUUUGGGAAGAGCAGCUGGUGGUAUAGGCAGAGGAGUAUACAAGGCUCCUGCUACUCUCAGCUUGACUUCUCGGGAUCCUGCCCAGCUGUCAUCACCACCACCUCUGCCCCCAUCCUCACCACACUCUCUGGAUCACCCUCUACUUGGGACUGUAGAACACAAGGGAAAAGAGCUUUUUGUGAAGCAAGGAUCAAAAGGUACACCUCAAUCUUUGGGAUUGAAUCUUAUCAAAAUACAGUGUCAUAAUGAAGCAGUCUAUCAGUAUCAUGUGACUUUCAGCCCCAAUGUGGAGUGCAAAAGCAUGAGGUUUGGCAUGCUGAAGGACCAUCAAGCUGUCACCGGCAACGUUACUGCUUUUGAUGGAUCCAUUCUCUAUCUGCCUAUUAAACUUCAGAAACAAGUCCUUGAGUUAAAAAGUCAAAGGAAAACUGAUGAUGCAGAGAUCAGCAUUAAGAUUCAAUUGACAAAGAUCCUGGAGCCUUGUUCUGACUUGUGCAUUCCCUUCUACAAUGUUGUUUUCCGUCGGGUAAUGAAACUUCUAGAUAUGAAGCUUGUAGGGAGAAACUUUUAUGACCCUACAAGUGCUAUGGUUCUACAGCAGCACAGGUUGCAGAUCUGGCCAGGCUAUGCAGCUAGUAUCCGAAGAACAGAUGGAGGUCUUUUUCUGCUAGCUGAUGUCUCCCAUAAGGUCAUUCGGAAUGAUUCAGUGCUGGAUGUCAUGCAUGCCAUGUAUCAGCAGAACAAAGAAAACUUCCAGGAUGAGUGCACUAAGCUUCUGGUUGGCAAUAUUGUUAUAACCCGAUACAACAAUCGUACCUAUCGCAUUGAUGAUGUGGAUUGGAAUAAGACACCAAAAGAUAGCUUCACAAUGUCUGAUGGGAAGGAGAUCACAUUCUUGGAAUACUACAGCAAAAACUAUGGGAUCACAAUUAAGGAAGAGGACCAGCCACUGCUGAUCCACAGGCCCAGUGAGAGACAGAAUAACCAAGGGAUGUUGCUGAAAGGUGAAAUCCUGCUGCUGCCUGAGCUUUCAUUCAUGACUGGAAUCCCUGAGAAGAUGAAGAAGGACUUCAGAGCCAUGAAGGAUUUAACCCAGCAGAUCAACCUGAGCCCCAAACAGCACCAUAAUGCUUUGGAAUGCUUGCUGCAGAGAAUUUCGAAGAAUGAGACAGCUAGCAAUGAAUUGGCGCGCUGGGGACUCUGUCUCCAGAAGGAUGUACAUAAGAUUGAAGGACGUGUUCUGCCAAUGGAAAGAAUUAACUUAAGAAAUACUUCAUUUAUCACAUCUCAGGAACUAAACUGGAUUAAGGAAGUAACCAGAGACCUUUCCAUCUUGACUGUCCCCAUGCAUUUCUGGGCACUGUUUUACCCAAAGAGAGCAAUGGAUCAGGCCCGAGAACUGGUUAAUAUGUUGGAAAAGAUAGCUGGCCCCAUUGGUAUGCGCCUGAGCCCACCAGCCUGGGUUGAACUAAAGGAUGAUCGAAUUGAGACCUAUGUCAGAAGCAUUCAAUCCAUGCUAGGAGUUGAGAGGAAGAUACAGAUGGUUGUUUGCAUCAUCAUGGGAACACGUGACGAUCUCUAUGGGGCUAUUAAAAAGCUGUGCUGUGUGCAGGCUCCUGUGCCCUCACAGGUCAUCAAUGUUCGAACCAUUGGUCAGCCAACCAGGCUUCGGAGUGUGGCCCAGAAAAUUUUACUUCAGAUUAAUUGUAAAUUGGGUGGUGAGCUCUGGGGAGUGGAUAUUCCUCUGAAACAAUUAAUGGUGAUUGGGAUGGAUGUUUACCAUGACCCCAACCGAGGCAUGCGCUCCGUGGUUGGCUUUGUUGCAAGCAUCAAUCUCACACUCACAAAAUGGUAUUCACGAGUGGUGUUCCAGAUGCCUCAUCAGGAGAUUGUGGAUAGCCUGAAGCUAUGCCUGGUGGGUUCCUUAAAAAAGUUUUAUGAGGUGAACCACUGUCUCCCAGAGAAGAUUGUGGUAUACCGUGACGGAGUGUCUGAUGGCCAACUAAAGACAGUUGCCAACUAUGAGAUUCCUCAGCUACAGAAGUGUUUUGAAGCUUUUGAGAAUUAUCAGCCCAAGAUGGUAGUAUUUGUAGUUCAGAAGAAAAUCAGUACCAAUUUGUACCUGGCUGCUACUGAGCACUUUGUGACUCCCUCCCCUGGGACUGUGGUAGAUCAUACCAUAACAAGCUGUGAGUGGGUGGACUUCUACCUUCUUGCCCAUCACGUACGGCAGGGUUGUGGCAUUCCUACCCAUUAUGUCUGUGUUCUCAACACUGCAAACCUGAGUCCUGAUCACAUGCAGAGGUUGACUUUCAAGCUGUGCCACAUGUACUGGAACUGGCCUGGCACCAUCAGAGUCCCAGCUCCCUGCAAGUAUGCCCACAAGCUAGCUUUUCUGUCAGGACAGAUCUUGCAUCAUGAACCAGCCAUCCAGCUGUGCGAAAACCUGUUCUUCCUGUGACUGGGCAACCAGGAUAUGGGUGCUUAGGGAGAUUAGACUUCUGAACUCAGCUGCAACUCAGGCAGGAUCAAGAGGGACCCAGGGGGUUUUUGUGUUGGUGGUGGGUUGUUGUGUGUGUGUGUGUGUGUGUGUGUGUGUGUGUUUACUAACCUGGUAGAAUAAGAUUUCUUUUUUCUUUUUUUUCUCUUUUAUACCUGGUAUCACCAAGAAGUAAGUUCCAUUUCUAAAUAUCAGCUGGAAAUUUCCUUGUUGCCUUGUAGAGCAAGUGGUGGCAGUACAGGUCCUGUAUAUAUGGAGGGGGUGAAUACAAGGGAACCUCUAAAAGCCCCCAUAGCCAACAUGAGCUAUGGAAACCUGCAGAAACAGCAGUUACACCUUGUAAGUUAUGCUUACUAAGCACUUCCUAUUUCUGUGCCAGAGGUGAUAAUGAAUGAAGUCAUUCCAAGUUUCUUGAAGUAGAGAGUUACUUUAUUUGGGCAACUGAGAAAGGUAGUAAAAACACCUGUGAGGCAAAGUUUUUCUAGAUAUUGUGAUUGCUGGUAAGUGUGAAAGGCACGUAGUAAAACCAGCUGGUGGCGUAGUCAAGUCCUACUGACCUAAUCUUGUCUGGGAAUUGAGUUUAUGACACCUGUGCCUUGAGUUGGCUUUGAAGCUUUGAAAGGGGCAUUUAGCCAUUCCUUGGCCUCCUGAGAAAGGCCAGAUGAAGUUUUUUUCUGUAUACUUUAGUUGCUUUACAGUGUACCAUGUUGAUUUCUUCCUACACCACCUCCCCCGCCCCCCCCCCCCCACACACACACACACAUUGGCUCUUUGUUAUUGAUCUUUAAUAAAGUUUCAGCUUUUAAAUUAAGAAUCAGAACACGGUGAAAUUCAACAGCUAGGAAGAUUCAUGAUGGAGUGAGUCUUUCUUAAACCUUUUUCCUGGAUGUGUGGCCUUCUUUUCGUUGAUGUGUUUGUAAAUGGAAUCACUCAUUUCCCUUGCUCAAUAACCUAUUCCUGGCUGUUGGCGCAUAUUGUUAGGAAUUUUUCUGAAUCCAGCUUAAGGUUUCCAAAAGUCAGCUUUGGAAAACAUGACACUCCUGCCAGAGUCCAGACAUUUCAGCUUAGAAAAUUGUCAAUAUGCCUGUGGGGUUUUUUUGUGUUUAUUUUUCCGUUUUAAAAUCCUCUGACUCCUUCAGGGUUAAUUCAGUUUUAACUUGCUUUAACUGGUUUUAAAUGCCAAUUUUAUUUACCCAUUUCAAAUUUGUAUUUAUUUAUUUAUUUAUUUAUUUUUUGGUGUGAUGGCAGGGAGGGGACAAAGCAGAAACUCCCAUUUUAUAUAAUAGUGUCUGAGAAGAGAAACUUUAGCUUAAAACUCCUUAGAAGAAUAAAAGCAAGCAAGUUUUCAGUUUGUUGCAGUGCCCCACAGAGGUUGAGGAACUUUGAAUGAGUGUUGCUAGUCCUGAAGUGCACUCCUAGUUUCAUUUAGAGUGUGGGACAUAGGGCAAGGCUAAAGCCUGGAAUUUAAAACCCACUGAAUCAAACGAAUUGGACCACUGGUCUCCAUCUCAACAGAUCAGCUUUCUGAUUCUCUGUGGAAGCAUUUUGAAUUUCUCUUUUGAAGUUGGAUUUCCUAAUACUCAUUUUCUCUUAUAUAAUCAGAAAAGACAAAUGCUUGAAUAUAAUACAAAAUUUCUUCACUUUUUA